UUUGGGUGUACAGCAAAGUGAUUCAGGUAUACAUAUUGUAUACCUGAAUAUAUACAUAUGUAUACAUAUACAAAAAAAUUCUUUUUCAAUUUUUUUCCCAUUUAGGUUAUUAUGGAGCAUGGAGCAGAGUUUCCUGUGCUAUACAGCGGGUGGUUGCUGGCUAUCUAUUUCAAAUAUAGCAGUGUGCACAUGUCAGUAUGAGGUAUUUAAAAACAAAAUAAAACAAAUCUGGACUGUCUCUACCUGGCUAUCUCAUGAAACUCCAUUUAAUCUUCCAGAGAAAAAUGUGGACAGGGUCCUGACGUGGGUAUGCCUCUUCCCAUCCCUGAGUGGGAGUUCUACCCCGCUGUGUCCAGCUAUGAUAUGAACUCUGACCCCACUUCUCCACUCCCCAGGAGAAAGCCCACAAUGCCUGCCCUGCUCCUAUUCUCUGUCUGGGCUGCUCUGAGCAUGCCCGGUGUGUGGGUUGCAGCCUUAGUGCUUCUGAGCUUUGGGUCAGUGGGUCUCAUGCAUUGUCCCAUUCCAGUUACUCCUCCCAAGUAUUCAGGUAACAGAUGAGGUGACCGGAACCUAGAAGAAUCAGUGUGCCCCAGAUCACACCAUUAGAAAGUGCAAUCUGGGUUUAGACUCUGAGGUCUGCAUCCGGUAGGAGAAAUUACUGCAUCUCUUCUUCCAGCCCAGCUGCCCCCUCCCUUCACCUACCAGAUACCAGAACACAGCUGUCUCUCCCUUGCUCCCCCAACCCAGGCAAGCUGUUCUGGGUGGGGCUGAGCUGGGCGGGGCAGCCCUGUGCAGUGUUCAGGAUGUGGCCCUUACAGGCAAAUUCAGCCAGACAUCCACGGUGAGCAGCAGUCUGACUGGUGAGAAGGGAGCAGAAAGGAGAGCGUGGAGUCUGGAUCGCCUUGCAAGUCGCCAGCCAUGCCUGCUCCUCUGCUCCCGCUGCUGCUCCGCACGCUGCUGGCCCGCCUGCUGCUGCCCGCUGCCCGCCUGGCCCGCCAGCACCUCCUGCCCCUGCUGCGCCGGCUGGCCCGCCGCCUGGGCUCCCAGGAUUUGCGAGAGGCUUUGCUGGGCUGUCUGUUGUUCGUCCUCAGUCAGAGACGCCCGCCGGACACCGGGGAGACUUCCAGAGUGGCCCGCCUGGAGAGGAGGGAGAGGCUAGCCUCCCAAAAAUGAGGCCAUGAAUCCUGGUAGCAGCUGUGCCCCCUGAAAUGCUUUACUUCAGAGUAAGACAGUCCUGGCUCCAUCACUGACUGCAGCCUGCCCAGUGGGCAGAAGACGUGGUGGGAGACUGAGCAUGAGAGGGGUCCAGCUAGGACAUGGCCCCCCCUCCCAGCAGAAAGGAUUGGAAGGAUGCUCUGCUUCCAGAAAACAGAUCACCAUCCCUCCCUCCCAGCAUUCUUCCCUGCAUUCUAAUCACCUCUGGCCCCUGGAGGGAGGGGAACUGACACUCCACCACCCAGGCAAAUGGAGACCGGAGGUCCAAAGAGGAACAGUGCUUAACCCUGGGACAAUGGACAAUUCCGCUAAUCCAGACUGCCUCUGGUUUGAGAUUUCCCAAAUAAUAAUAACUUGGUUCCCCAGGGAGUUACUCCUGCCCCCAAAGCCCAGUAUGCAAUAGGGGCUCAAUAAAUAAUUUGUUGCCUUUAAUUCUUAGGAUGCCUUUGACAGUCCUGUCACACUCCUGCACUGCAGGACAGUCGAAACUGUCCAGAGGAGAACGGGUGGGGGAACACCUCAAGCCUUCCUUUUGCUACCUCUGUCAUUGUCCCUCUCAGUCCCAAUGCCCUGGAAGCUGUUUCUCUUUCUAACUUGAAUGUCUCACACUGGGAGUCAGCAGUCUUGAGUCUUGCUGGCAGCUCAAGGUAAGGAGGUUAAUGUCCUCCAGCGAGUGUGGACACUCUUCUCAGCUAGUGGUGUGGGAAGAGGGAGAUUUGUUUUCAGAGUGACCCUGUGGGCAGAACCCCAGAGAAGCAGACUAGAGAUGCAUACCCCUGAGGGGUACUCUGUCCAGGAUGGUAUCUAGGGGGUACAGGGUAGGUGGCAUGUGAUCUGAGGAAUUCACCUCUUCAUUUCUCCUCUCCAGUGGGAGGUCCCUUGGGGAUUUCAAACAAGAGUUGUCAGAGGCAAGUUGCAUACCUGCUUCCAGAUAAUUUGCUUACAGUUCUUCUGCAACACUCCUCCCUCCUACCCGCCUCCACCCAGCCCCGGGCUCCCGGUUCAAAGCGGUAAAGUGAGGACGACAGGCGACAAAACCCCUUUCAGGACCCUCACCCUGUCUGCACACCCCGUUAGAAGGCUGGCCUGAGGGGAAGACUCGAGAUCAGAGCUGUGGGCCCCCAAGCCGGCCCCGCAGGGCUUUCCGCCAGACACCGCCUCCCCACGCCCGGACACCAUCUGCUUCCUCCCGGAGUCAUCAAAAGCCAGUGCACGUGCUCGCGCCCCACCCCCGCCCACUCAGAGAGGUAGCCUGGGGAGGGGCGGGGUGAAGGAGAUUCGAACCCCUGGUCCCUUCCAAGGCCCCGGGCGCCUUAUUUUAUUCAGCCCGCUCCAGGCUUCUCCUCCCGCUGGCCUCCCGGAGAGUUCCUCUUUCGGCAGUCUG
Messenger RNA from Dama dama (fallow deer), 2599 nucleotides. RefSeq names its product myomixer, myoblast fusion factor (gene MYMX). The record is from RefSeq and is a predicted model, not a curated record. The transcript has 2 exons. Gene Ontology annotation, cellular component: endoplasmic reticulum membrane; plasma membrane; Golgi membrane. Gene Ontology annotation, biological process: myoblast fusion; skeletal muscle organ development. Lineage: Eukaryota; Metazoa; Chordata; Mammalia; Artiodactyla; Cervidae. Bases 919 to 1173 code for a protein of 84 amino acids.